AUGGCUCUUCCUCCGGUCAAGAUCGCCUCGCGGCCUGCUUCUCCAACUCCUUCUUCCUCUUCCCAUCAUCCCCAUCACCACAACGCCGCUUCAUCGUCGUCCUCCACCCAUCCACCACGAAUCGCAGCUCGACCCAUCGCUCCCGCCGAUCGCUCUCCUGACCGUCUUUCUCACCAUUCUCGUAACGGCUCCAGCCACGAAGUCGACAGCCUUCCACCCCUUCGCCCACGCGGCUCACGACCACCAUCCCCUUCUGCGCACCCAGCAGAUCGUGCUUCCGCAUCUCACCACGACGUAGCCCCAAGAAGCACAGCUCGCAGUCUCUUCCGCGAUCCACGCGCGUUCCACCCCUCUGGUCGAUCGCAGUCACCCAUCGCCGCUUUCCGAAACCGAUCGCAGAGUUCUGAAAGGUCGCAUCUUGGUCCAUCCAGAUCGCAACCCAACAGCCCGUUGCUCCACGCGUCCUCGUUUCGUCAUCCGAGCGAGGCGGCCGGCGUUCACCUCCCUCCCAUCUCUUCGUUGAGCCGAGAGCUGACCUCCGACCAUCCCGACGCGCACGCGCAUCAUCGUCGCACCCCCAACACCUCGCCCCGCGCCUCAUCACGUUUGCACAUGGGCAACACCUUCCGCGACACGAGCCCAGCUCCUUCCAUCGGUAGUCCGGCCACCAUGCGCCACGACCACCCUUCGUACCGUCACGAGUACUCUGGCGAGGACCGCAUCAAGUCGCAGCAGCGAUACGCCGACGAGUUCCCGCGCAGCAUCGCCCCCGCUCCGAGGUCCAGCUACGACCACACAUCGCGUGCAAGCGGCCUUCCUUACCUGCAAGGUCACCCAGGCUCUUCCCGAUCCGUCGAGGCUUCUUAUCACGCCAACGGGGGUCGUCCCUUGCCUACCGUCGACUCGCGUACCAGCAGCCCGCAGCAUGGCCACCGCGAAGCAUACGAGCACGAGGGCUCCGGCUCGCCUCCCUCCGCCCACCAUGCUGGUCUGAAAUGCUCCAACUGUGGCGUCACAUCGACGCCGCUGUGGAGGAGAGCCCCCGACGGCAGCACCAUCUGCAAUGCCUGCGGCCUCUACAUCAAAUCGCACAGCAGCCAUCGCGCCGCCUCGAGCAACCCUGGCGCCGCGGACGCAAGCCCUCCUGCCCAUCCAGUCAAGCUUUCCGCGGCUGGACGCAGCGGCUGCUCGCGAGAAGAUGAUCCCAAAUCCGGCUCUUGUCCCGGCGACGGUCUCUGCAACGGUACCGGCGGCACCGCCAGCUGCAGCGGCUGCCCAGCCUACAACAACAAUAUCUCGCAUGCUCUCAAAGUGAGCAAACGCGAACCACGCACCGGUGAAGAAUCCGCCUCGCCUGCCCGUGCCGCCGAGAAGGCAACGCCAGUGGCGGAGGAGAACAAGGACGACGACAAAAGCGCCGUUGGCGCGCUCCGUUGCACCAACUGCCAGACCACGACGACUCCGCUCUGGCGACGAGACGAGGAUGGCAACAACAUCUGCAACGCCUGCGGUCUCUACCACAAGCUGCAUGGCACCCACCGUCCCAUCGGCAUGAAGAAGACGGUCAUCAAGCGCAGAAAGCGCAUCCCCGCCAAUGCUGCUGCUCAGGCUGCCAACCACCCGGAUGUCGUGCCCGUACAGAUCAACGCCAACGGUCAGCCCGUCAUCGCUCCCGCCGCCGGUCGCAGUGGCAGCGACGCUACGCCGAGCUCGUCCGAGAGUAAGCGUGGACCAAAGAAGGCCGCUGCGUCGACGUCCGAGCAGGCUGUGCGCGAAGCCCGCGAUCGCGAGGCUGCCAUGCUUCUGAUGGAGGUGGGUGCAGGUGGCAGAUCGCAUACUUCGAUGCACGACGACGAACGUCAUCACCAGAAUGGCGGCAUGACCAGCUCUGCUUCCAUGCAUCACGACAUGCACUCGGCCCGUGCCAGUGCCGACGCGGCCCGCACGUCGCAUGCAGACGAGAGUCGAGGUGUCAAGAGGCCUCGCAAGUCGUACCCGCUGGCCCCUCGUGAGGCAUACGAUGAGCAGGAGGCUUCCGGUGCCGCUGCGUCCGCCUACAACGAGUCUCACGGCGCCGGUGCUCCGCGAUCGCAAAGGUCACCUACCGAUGCUCCCAUGUCGGACCGAAACGGUCGUCCCGACCUGCACAAUGAGCCGUCGCACGUCUCCAGCGUCCCAUCCGAGCAUGGAUCGCGAGCUGGGGCUGCCGAUGGCGCUCGGGCUAGCUCAGCGGUGGGUCACCAUCAUCACCACCACCAUCACCACCAUGCCAGCCACGCUUCCCACGCCGCCCAUCACGGGCACCAUCACCACCAUCACCAUCCUGUGGCGGUGAGCGGAAGCUCGCAUGGUCAUGCUGGUCAGGCACCCAAUGGAUCGGUCAAGCUCAGCGAUGUGGAAAGGCUCAGAGACGAUCUGCUCUUUGAGCGUAGACGCAUCGAUGAAGUCCUGCACCGCGCUGAGGCUAUCCUUGCUUCGGCACGCCAAGGUAACUACCACGCCGAUGUUGCCAGCGGACCGGCCCCGACCAGCGUUUUGCACAACGGCCACGGUCCUUCUAGAGACUCGCCACCAGGCACUUCUGCUCGAGGCAGUCCUGGCAUCGACGUGCGCGGCGCCAAGGCAAGCAGGGGUCCUGUCAAGGAGGAGAGCGCCGAAGAGGCUUCGAGGCGACGAUCGCAGGGCUACGACAAUGCCAGCUCGUCGAGCGAAAGGGACGAGCUGGAGUCGCCUCCACCUGCCAGCCAUGCACCGCCGUCCCGAACGCUGCUUGCGGUGCAGGAGCUUCCGACGGGACCUCGCCGCAACAGCUUCGAGCAAAGGAUGGCGUCGCUCCCAGUCAUGGCGGCCGUGCCGCUGAAACGCAGCUCUCCUCCCACCACCGCCUCUAAUUUGGGGGAGAACAAAUUGACGGCUGCAACUCAGCCCGCUCGCAAGGCUACUGCGUGGGGAAUCGACGCGCGUUCGACCCCCGCCUCGUCAGCGCCUCGGCCCGGCGACAAGCGUGCCCGCCCUGAAGACAUGGACGAGGACGACGACCACUGGAACUGGGACAACCUGUAUGGCAAGGCCAAGCUGGAGAAGGCGGGUGAUUGGCGUGGAUUUGCGCGACCUGCUGAACGCGAUCAACGCAGUCAGUCGAGGAGCAGCGGCAGUGUCCGACGUGACACGCCCACUAAUGUUGCUGCGAGGAUGCCUGCCGCUGCGAGCACCGCUCAGCCAGUCAGCGCUCCACGCACCUAA
This is a messenger RNA of Kalmanozyma brasiliensis GHG001, 3243 nucleotides long. RefSeq names its product Zinc finger, GATA-type. NCBI's taxonomy places the organism in Eukaryota, Fungi, Basidiomycota, Ustilaginomycetes, Ustilaginales. Bases 1 to 3243 code for a protein of 1080 amino acids. Gene Ontology annotation, molecular function: DNA-binding transcription factor activity, RNA polymerase II-specific; zinc ion binding; RNA polymerase II cis-regulatory region sequence-specific DNA binding. The record is from RefSeq and is a predicted model, not a curated record. Gene Ontology annotation, biological process: positive regulation of transcription by RNA polymerase II; negative regulation of transcription by RNA polymerase II. The transcript has a single exon.